AUGAAGGCAGCUCCUGGUGUGGUAGCUUACGAUGUCCCAAUGCCCGGUGAAGAUGCAGAUGUUGCCGGCACCAAUUAUUCAGCCGCCGGGUUUUCUUCCUCACAACCACCACAAACCAAGCCAAUGAUUCAAAUACAAAAUCACUAUGACGCUGAACAAUGCAUCGGAUCGCAUCGCAUCACAUUACACCUCAGCACAAUACACCACACCGCCUCACUGCACAGCAUGCCACAUCAAUCCACUUCACUUGACUUAGGCACUGCAAAAGAAGCAUUAACUCCCCCCAUCCAAAGCAUUUUUCGACAAAUGGAUCUUUCUUAUUAUUACCAAUUAAAAAACCUGGAAUUAACAAAAUUUUCCCGUCUUUUUAAAUCUGGUUUAAAUUAUUUCCAUUGUAGUAUUUUAUUGUUCCCAGUAAAAUUCUGGUGGGUACAACAAGGAAUAGCGAUUCCUACAAUGGCUUUCAUUAUUACCUUGUUUGAGAAUAAUGUAAAAAAUGCUUUACUCCUUUAUUUAAUUGUAGUAUGA
Molecule: messenger RNA, 528 nt
Organism: Echinococcus granulosus
Lineage: Eukaryota; Metazoa; Platyhelminthes; Cestoda; Cyclophyllidea; Taeniidae
Exons: 3
Coding region: 1-528 (175 amino acids)
Source: RefSeq, a predicted model, not a curated record